GAUGAAGCUAGCAACUGUCGUACAAGCAAAUGGCAUUCACCUCCAAAACGGCAAUGAUUGGGCAGUGCCUUUAAUAAUAUAAAAAUCCGCAAUCCCAUAUCUUUGUUGCUUAAUUUCAGCAGAUACAACACAAUAUCCAAACUGAAAACAUUGUUUUUCAGAUGAAAUACUACCGGGUUUUAGACAGAAUAUCGCGAAAGUUCUGAGAUGCAUCUAAUGUUUGGAAUUCCUGUUGUUCAAGGAGAUCACAAAGUUGAAGAGAGAAAGUGGGAGAAAGAGAGAUAGAUAUUAGCUCAGGCCAAGAAAAUUUCAGAUUUAGUAUUAAUUCUCUUUAGUGCGUAAAGGGUUUUUUCUUUUUUCUAUUUUUUUCUUUUUUUUUUUUGCAUUCAGACUCUUUUAUUGCCCAUAAAGCUGAAAGCAUUGAAAGAUUUUUAAGAGUGAUUUAAGGGAAACGGUAAUUCUGUUACACGAAGAAAAGAUUUAAAAUUUUGAAUUCCAGACAAGCUAGCUCCUGUUGUAUUUCAGUUUCAGUUUGUCCUCACGUUUCUUAUUUUUUUGACAGAAUGGCUGCGGCAGUGAUUAAGGAAGCAAAACCAAUCUCUUCAGCCUCUGAAGUUGAGUUUGCAAAAUGUGACUGUUGCGGCUUUUCAGAAGAGUGCACGCCAGCUUAUAUUUCUCGGGUGCGAGAGAGGUAUGGUGGUCGUUGGAUUUGUGGAUUGUGUGCAGAGGCUGUUAAAGACGAGACUUGUAGGGCCAAAACUGAUAUUAGUACUGAUGAGGCAUUGAAACAGCACACGAAGUUUUGUCAACAAUUUAGAUCUUCUACACCUCCAAGGAAUCCUACCGAGGAAUUGAUUUCGGCCAUAAAACAGCUGCUUCGACGAGGUUUGGAUUCUCCUAGGAAGAAGAAAUGUUCCGUUUUCCCAUCAAAAGGCUCAUCGCUUUCGAUUGAGAGUUGAAGGAUUUGAAGAGGAUUCAAUAAUGACCAUGAAUGGUUAAGUAAAUGACCAAGAAAGGUAAGGCAACCUGGGAUUAGUUACGGCUCAUGUUCUUAGUUACUCCAAUGUUUUUCUAAUAUGUUCUUGGUGGCUAGUGGGAUGGUUUUAGUGUAAUGGUUAUGCUAAUGACAUUAGAUUGAAUGGGUCAAAGUUGAAGGGAUUUCCCUUCAUGAACUUCAAUCGAAUUGAAUUUGGUUA
This is a messenger RNA of Populus trichocarpa (black cottonwood), 1196 nucleotides long. RefSeq lists its product as uncharacterized. NCBI's taxonomy places the organism in Eukaryota, Viridiplantae, Streptophyta, Magnoliopsida, Malpighiales, Salicaceae. The transcript has a single exon. The record is from RefSeq and is a predicted model, not a curated record. Bases 564 to 959 code for a protein of 131 amino acids.